GUUUUGAUCGUAUAUAGAGAGCUCUUCGAAUAGUAGAAUAUAUUAAAAAAAUGUUUUUUAUAUAAAUAAGUAAAAAUUCUACAGGUUUAACCUUGAAAAUCAGAGACAAAGAAAAAAAGAAACAGAAAGUGGAAGGAAAAGAGAUAGAAAAUGAUAAUUUGUAUUAUAUAUCGUGACAGUUAUGUCACGGUCGCCCUUUAACCGUGACAAGCAAUAUGCACGAUACGCGCGCCACUAUUGUAUUCCUGUAGAAGAACAAAAACACGUGGCACUUCUCAAGUACACUAGGAGCUUAAAUAUGAUACGAUACUCUAACAAAUUGUGACGUCACUUAAUAAACGCGGCAAAUUCGUGUUGUCCAGGUCACAUUUCACAAACACAUGUUGACAAAUAUACGUAUCAGAAUCUUUAGAGACCCAACUUUUAAGAUUCUCUCAAAACGAUUUUUAAAACAUAACAGCUAUUUUUAAGUAAAAGUUCUGAUAGUCAAAAAAUGAGUCAAUUGCAAACUCAUUUAAUCGCUGCUGCUAUUGGAGCAACUAUCGGUGUUAUAAGUGCGGCUAGUAUCUUUAUUUACCAAAAAGUUUUGGAAAAACAACAACAUGCUAUGAAAAACGCUCACUUAGAUGAAGUUGACCGUCGUCUCACGGAGUUACAAACAGAAUUGGAAAGAUUGAGAAUACAACAAAAUCAACAGAGAAAGAAGAAACUUAGUCGUAAACGUGAUAAUGAUAAUACACUUACUACAACAGAGAAUGAUACUGAUCGCUUUUCAAUAGCAGCUACAGAUAUAGAUGAUGAAUUUUUUGAUUGCUCAGACAGUGAAAAUAAUAUAAGUGACAUUGAAAAUAGGGCAAUUGAAGCCACCUAUUUUGGAUUAGACUUUUCCAUUUUUGAUAUACAUUAUCAUCAUGGGGGAUAUGAAGAAGAUGAUUAUCUCAAAUUACAAAGCUUUACAGACAGUUAUCCAGAUAAUGUAGAUAUAGUUUGGAGGUAUGCCAGAAGUUGUUACAAAUAUUCGCACUGUAUUAUUGACCCAAAUGCAAAAAAAGUUACAAUUUGUGCAGGUAUUAAUGCAUGUGAAAAGCUUCUUAAUGUAUCAAAUGCAUAUUUGCAUAAAUGGUAUGCUAUACUCGUGGGUGUAUAUGGUGAAUUUUUGCCAAUAACAGAGAAAAUAAAAAACGGUUAUCGUUUCAAGGAGCAUGUAAUGAAGGCCUUAGAAAUAAGUCCAAAUGAUGCUGAUCUACAUCAUUUACUUGGUAGAUUCAAAUAUGAGGUGGCUAACUUAAGUUGGAUUGAAAGAAAGGUCGCUGCAACAUUAUUCUCGGAGCCACCAAGUGCCUCAUAUGAAGAUGCAAUUGAUAGCUUCCAGAAGGCAGAAAAUUUUUCAAUCGAAGUAAAUCUGGAAAAUCAAUUAUUUCUAAGCAAAUGUUAUAUAGCUUUGAGCAAGUAUGAAUUGGCUUGCAAUUGGCUGGAGAAAAUUUGCGACUUUUCAGUUGUGAGCAAAGAUGAUGAAAAAAUACAAAACGAUGCUCGUCAACUUCUUACCAAAUAUUCAAAAUAUCAUCAGUAGCAUAAAAGUUUUAAUAGAUCUGGAUCUGGAUCUAUUCAUAUGUUCUAAAUAUAUUAAUCGCGUAAUAUACGUAAAUAAUUCAUAGAAUAUAAGAAAAGAAUAGAGAGAGAAGAUAAAG
Molecule: messenger RNA, 1691 nt
Organism: Camponotus floridanus (Florida carpenter ant)
Lineage: Eukaryota; Metazoa; Arthropoda; Insecta; Hymenoptera; Formicidae
Product: regulator of microtubule dynamics protein 1
Exons: 7
Coding region: 494-1573 (359 amino acids)
Cellular component (GO): cytoplasm; mitotic spindle pole; spindle microtubule
Molecular function (GO): microtubule binding
Source: RefSeq, a predicted model, not a curated record